AUGUCGGACGAAUAUUUUUAUGGUGUAACUCUAUCGGCUUCACAUCAGUCGGAGACAUGGGACCCAGAGACGAAGGCUGAGUACUCUCGUAGCACCAACAAGCUGCUCAUACGUCAAGCCCUCUUGGGUCCAGAUGCCAAGCCUGAUGAACUUAAUGUUGUUGAGGUGGAAACUAUGUCACUUCAAGAGUCUGUAAAGAUCCCAGUAGCAGUACUGAAAGUGGGGGAGACGAGGCAUGCACGUUUGGAUAUUGAGUUCCCAGAUGCCCCAGUCACUUUCACUCUCAUCCAGGGAUCAGGGCCAGUGCAUUUGAUUGGCCAGCACCUACUUGGUGCCCUCGUGGAGGAGUUUGAAGACAUGGAGGAAAUGGAGGAAGAGAUGUUGGAUGAAGAGGAAGGAGAUGAUUCUCAAUUCAAGGAAGAUGAGAAUAAAAGGAAAGCAUCAGCAGGAAAGCGCAAGACCAAUGAGGAUGAGGAUGAUGAAGAAGGUGAGCCCAAAGGUAAAAAAGCGAAAAUGUCAAACAAUGCUAAAGGCAAGGCCCCAUCGCCCAAGAAGAACGCCAAGAAGUGA
Spodoptera littoralis (African cotton leafworm) is the source of this 570-nucleotide messenger RNA. NCBI's taxonomy places the organism in Eukaryota, Metazoa, Arthropoda, Insecta, Lepidoptera, Noctuidae. The record is from the annotation of a GenBank genome assembly.